AUGGGUAUCCCGACGGAAUCUGGUAUGCUGCAGAGCUCUCAGCUCUGGUUUAAGGGAGUGAGAAGUUCGAAAUUUCGGCACGUAUAUGGUGAACCGGCGAAAAGAGAAAAAUGCUACGACAACAUUCCUAUCACGAAAAACGCACACGAUUCCCAAUUCUGUGCAGUCAAUCCAAAAUUCGUAGCUGUCGUUACGGAAGUGGCCGGUGGAGGAGCUUUCAUCGUUAUCCCAAUCAACUGCACUGGCAGAUUGGAUUUUAAUGCUAGCAAAGUCACUGGCCACUCGGGUCCAAUUUUAGAUAUAAAAUGGAAUCCUUUUAAUGACAAUGUUAUCGCAUCCUGUUCAGAUGAUUGUACGAUAAAAUUGUGGCACAUUCCUGACGAAGGUCUUUCGGUACACCUAACAGAUUGGCUGGUAGAACUACAGGGCCAUAAACGGCGAGUUGGCUACAUAGAGUGGCAUCCGACAGCCGAAAACAUCCUCUUCAGUGCAGGUUUCGACUAUCUGGUUAUUGUUUGGGAUAUAGAAAAAGGCGAAGCCAUAAACGUGAUCGACUGCCACCACGAUGCCAUACAUUCCAUGUCCUUAAAUAGAGACGGUAGCUUGCUGGCUACUACUUGUAAGGAUAAAAAAUUGAGGAUUAUUGAACCAAGAAGUGGCAUUGUUAAAACGGAAGGAAUAUGUCAUGCUGGAUCUAAAGCAAGCAAAGUGAUCUACUUAGGUUCAACUGGUCAACUUUUAACCACCGGCUUCUCAAGACAUUCCGACCGACAAUAUUCAGUUUGGGACGAAUCCGAUCUAUCUCAGCCUCUUUUUACAGACAGUAUUGACAGUUCCUCCGGUGUGGUUUUUCCUUUCUUCGACGCCGACACCAAUAUGGUUUACCUAGCAGGAAAAGGAGAUGGUAACAUUAGAUACUACGAAGUGACUGAUGAAGCUCCGUUUGUUCACUACUUAAGCCAAAUUCUGUCUGGAAAUCCACAAAGAGGGUUAGGUUUUAUGCCAAAGAGAGGUCUCAGGACUGCCCAGUGUGAAGUUUUUCGAUUUUAUAAGUUACAUGCAACUAAAGGCUUGUGUGAACCGAUCAGUAUGAUCGUACCUCGCAAAAGUGAUCAAUUCCAUGAAGAUUUGUACCCGGAUACGGCAGCUCCUAGGCCGGCGUUGUCCGCUCAGGAAUGGAUCAGGGGCAAGAAUGCCAUGCCGUUGCUCAUAUCUAUGAAAACAGGUGAACAAAACGAACUCAACAUAACAUCUAUAAAACAACGUAACUUGAUCAAAACAGUCGCCGAAACAUCGAAAGUGGACAACAACAAGAAGAAACUGGCUUUCCUUGCAACGGAGACUAUCAUAGAUUACCGGCCGAAAGAUGCUGUCAUUACGGAGAAGAGUAGGAAAACUACUAAUAAUCAAACUUUCCAAAAGUUGCAGCAGAAGUUCAGUCAAAUCGAAAUUAACAAUCAUAAAGAUAUUCGUCUGAUAAAAGAGGUGAAUAGCAUCGGGGAUAAUAUCUUGACUGAAAACGACUUGCGACGAGCAUAUCAAUCUCAAGGCGAAGAAAUUCGCAAAUUGAAGAAACAACUUAUCAAUAGCGAACAAAGAGUGAAAGAACUCGAAGACCAGCUGAAGAGGUUACUUAAGAAGUAA
Diabrotica balteata is the source of this 1644-nucleotide messenger RNA. The record is from the annotation of a GenBank genome assembly. NCBI's taxonomy places the organism in Eukaryota, Metazoa, Arthropoda, Insecta, Coleoptera, Chrysomelidae.